AUGUCUGAAGCCGUCAGUGCACCGAAGCAGUAUAAGCAGCCUUCUCGCAAAGGCAAGAAGGCCUGGCGCAAAAAUGUCGAUAUCGAUGAGGUUCAGGAAGGCCUUCGGGUUCUGAAGGAAGAAGAGAUCAAAGGUGGUCUUCUUUCUGAGAAGCCGUCCGAUGAGCUGUUCGUUAUCGACACCAAGGGAUCAUCAGAAAUCCGUGAAGCGUACAAGAAGAAGCACAAGCCUUUGAAGUCGGAAGAAAUCUUGGCGCAACGCUCCGCUAUCCCAGGUCUCGACACACGCAAGCGCACAAACUCCAAGGUUACCGACGGUGUUAUUGAGCCGAAAAACAAGCGUCAAAAGAGCGACUGGGUUACGAGGAAAGACUGGUUGCGUUUGAAGCAGGUGGCUAAGGAAGGGAACCCGGUCAACAAGCCCGCUGAAAAUGACCUAUACGACCCUUGGGGAGAUGCAGAGGAUCCCACGCCCUUGGACGAUCCUCAGUUCGACUUCCUAGAGAAACCGAAGCCCAAGGUAGAGCCGGUCACCUUGAAGCAGGCUCCGAUCUCACUCGCCGCAAAUGGCAAGCCGGUUCCUGCGGUCCGCAAGCCUACUGCCGGAAUCAGUUACAACCCGACGUUCGAGGACUGGGAUCGGCUGCUACAGGAGCAGGGAGAGAAGGCCGUCGAAGCUGAGAAGAAGCGUCUGGAGGAAGAGCGUAAAGAAGAAGAAAGGCAGCGCUUAAUCGCCGAAGCCCAAGACGAUGAUGGUAUGGUGAAGUCCGAUGAUGAGAGUGCGUGGGAAGGAUUUGAAAGCGAAUAUGAGAAGCCGGACUGGCUGAAUAAGAAGCGUCCGGAGCGGAAGACAAAGGCACAGAGGAACAAGAUAAAGAGACGCAAGGAAGCAGAGAGGCAGGCCAGGUGGGAAGAGCAGAUGAAGAAGAAGGAAGAGCAGGCCGCAAAGGCUAAGGAGGCCGCCGAACUUGUGGAGGCACAGCAGCUUGCUCGUGCCGAGGAAUCUGAGGACAGCUCUUCGGAAGAGGGUGAUGAUACCGUUUUGCGUCGGAAACCGCUUGGUGGAAAGCUAUACGCUCCUGAGAAGCCUCUGGAGGUUGUGUUGCCAGACGAGUUGCAGGAUUCUCUGCGUCUGCUCAAGCCCGAGGGCAACUUGCUGGACGACCGAUUCCGCACUUUGGUUGUCCAAGGAAAGCUGGAGUCUCGCAAGCCGGUGACGCAGGCAAAGAAGGCAAAGAGAGACGUGACAGUGAAGUGGUCUCACAAGGACUUCAAGGUUCCGGGUCUGUAA
This is a messenger RNA of Aspergillus luchuensis, 1290 nucleotides long. Its product is annotated as ribosome biogenesis protein NOP53. The coding region runs from base 1 to 1290 and encodes 429 amino acids. Gene Ontology annotation, biological process: ribosomal large subunit assembly; rRNA processing. NCBI's taxonomy places the organism in Eukaryota, Fungi, Ascomycota, Eurotiomycetes, Eurotiales, Aspergillaceae. Gene Ontology annotation, cellular component: nucleolus. The transcript has 3 exons. The record is from RefSeq and is a predicted model, not a curated record. Gene Ontology annotation, molecular function: 5S rRNA binding.